Diplodia corticola is the source of this 2694-nucleotide messenger RNA. Its product is annotated as alpha beta protein. The record is from RefSeq and is a predicted model, not a curated record. The transcript is spliced from 4 exons. Gene Ontology annotation, biological process: proteolysis. Lineage: Eukaryota; Fungi; Ascomycota; Dothideomycetes; Botryosphaeriales; Botryosphaeriaceae. Gene Ontology annotation, molecular function: serine-type peptidase activity. The coding region runs from base 1 to 2694 and encodes 897 amino acids.
AUGGCACGUUCUCUGCUCGCAGCGUAUUAUGCCGCCAUCUCUCUCGCGUGCGCCGUCCGUGCCACGCGGGUGAUGGAGUCCUUCAUGGUACCGCUGCGGAAUGUCUUUGCGAAAUCUAUCUCAUGGGACGCUCCUGCUGUCGAGUUUUCCCCGCUUUGGCAGGUGCUUGGCCCGUUCCAGAUCGGCACACGGGAGGGCCCGUGGGGCGCUGAUCCACUCGAGUACUUUGGCGGCUUUCGCGCGUUAGAGUUCAACGAGUCUGCCACAUUCAAGAGUUCUCUACCUGCCAAUGCAUCUGCCCGAUGGUCCACUCUCGACGCCACCAAUGUAGAAAGCAACGAGGCUGGAGCGAACGCAUCCCUGGCACUGGCCUUCUCCAACGUGGACUGGCAAUUUCUGCAAGCUGUCUAUGGCUGGUCUGCUUUGCAAUACCAGUCAUGGGCCCGUGGGGAGAUUAUUGUCAACGGCGAUGCAAUCCAGACCGUGGUCCUCUAUACCGAUUGGAUCCUUGAAUUCUGGGUUGACGGGAAGCUUUAUUUUGGAGGAGACUUCUAUUCUUACCGGAAAGCGCCCCCCGUGCUGCACCUGAGUCCGGGCACCCAUCGGCUUGAUUUGAGGAUGUGGCGAGACGUCCGGUCAUUUGGGGGCAUUACCGAAGGCGAUCCCCAAAUCACAGCCGAUAUCGCUCUCCAGAUAUGCAAAGGCUCAUUGGAGGUAACGCAGGAACGGAUAAAGAUACCAGAUGUCAUAGAUGGCAGAUUCUCUAGCGAAUAUGGCUCGGUUGCUGUACGCAACACGGGUCUGGACACUGUUCGUAUUCUGGGUGUCAGGCCCCAAAACAGUAGCGACUGGGAAGUGGCUCCGGAUAAUAUUUCUCAGCUUGAAGUUGUCUCUGGCCAGACAAGGCCAAUCUCAUUCAGGCUUGCCCUAAAGGAUCCGACGAUCUCCGAGUUGCGACUGGAGAUACUUUACACCUACGACGGCGCCGAAUCGAACCUGAGUGCUCCGGGCGUACAACCGGUCGUCAAGAAAUCCACUUAUGAUCCUCACAAGUUUACCUUCAAGCAUCCAGGUGGAAUCGUUUCGUACGCGAUGUUACGUCCGCCUGCCAAAAACGCCACCUGUGGCUUACAGGGAUCUGCUCCUGUCCUGCUUGGACUUCAUGGAGCGGGGCUUGAAGCAGAUGUAGAUGGCGUUGCUCGCGCCUUUGAUCCUCUCCCAGACCUAUGUGCCUGGGUGCUCUUUCCGACGGGAGUGACGCCCUGGAGCGCAGACGACUGGCACGCAUGGGGCUUUCCCGACGUUGAGGCAGCUGUUGCCGCUAUUCCAGAGUGGAUCAAGCACAAUGCCUGGAACGGAACAACUGUUGACACAGACCGGUGGCUUGUCAGUGGACAUUCGAACGGCGGCCAGGGCACCUGGUACGCGAUUACCCAUCGGCCAGACAAGAUUAUCGCCGCGGUCCCGAUAUCUGGAUACUCUUCCAUCGAGCGUUAUGUGCCCUACGAAUUCUGGUCGCCAACAAUUGAUCCUGGCCGGCAGUCGGUGCUCCGUUCAGCGCUGAACACAUAUCGACAUGAAUCCCUCUUUGAGAACUGUGAAUCAAUACCUAUCCUUCAGUCGCAUGGCGGAGCCGAUACCAAUGUACCAACGUUCCAUUCUCGGCUCAUGAAUUUCUUGCUGUCACUACGCGGUAGCAACGCAGGCUACUACGAGAUACCUGGAUCUGAGCAUUUCUUCGACGGUAUCAUGACUACCGAACCGUUGCGCACCUUCUAUCGCACGCACAUACCCAACGGCUUGGCUGUCACCAAGUCACUGAAGAAAUUCACAAUUGUUGUUGGCACACCAGGUGAUAUGGGGUCCAAAGGGGGAAUUACUGUCACGCAGCUCGAGACGCCCGGCCGCUAUGGUAGAAUGGAGGUUUCCAUCGAUCCUAGAGAUGAAGAGACUUGCAUUUACAGCAUACAGACGAAGAACAUCCUCAGCUUUAGCAUUAGCCCACAUGAGUGCCAGUCUGCGACCGUCAUCGUUCGCAGGCAGAACAUGGCUUCAUCCGCAACGACACUCGCUGUCGACAGCGGCUCAACACUGACAUGGACAAACGACAUAUGGAUGCAAACCGACUCUGACCUGCAGACUGCUCGACGUGGCAAGCAACUCGGAGCGAUUGAUGCAAUUUUGCGCUCUAAUGGGACGUUCAGCAUCGCAGGCUAUGGUGUAGGUACCGAUGAGUUGGCGUUGCAGAUUUCGCGCAACCUUUAUACGUACUUCUCAGCGGACUCUACCAUCAGUGGCUCGGCGGGUCCGGGUAAUUCAAUCACGGUUGCCGUAGGGACUGAGCUCCCAGCCAGGCAGGACGACCAGUUUCCUAUCCAGGUUACAGAUUCAGGGUUGCUCCUCGUGCGGGCACCGUCAGGCGAAGAAUACCUCUUUGGCGAGGAAGAGGAUGUGGCGGCGAUCUACCUACGACCUGGUACCACGGGCCAAGAGAGCCUGGAGCUUGUUGUGUGGGGAGGAACAGCCCGGACUGCGGCGAUAGCGGCGCGGCUGGUACCGACCCUGACAGGCGUCAGCCAGCCUGAUUUCGUGGUGCUGGCUGGGAGCAGCAGUUGGAAGGGCGCCGAAGGUGCUGUGGCCAUGGGCUUCUUCGACGAGCGGUGGAACAUCGCAAGCACGUCCUUCUUUGCUUAG